AUGAGUAGAGGUUCACUUGAUUUCACCAAGUACACGGCUGUACCAGCCUCGACUGUGUUCUGCGGAUCUCAGGUUCUUCCUCAGUUCUCUCAAAUUGUCAACUCCUGUAUGAUUCUGUUACCCGAGAGAACGGCCGGGAGAGGAGCUGACAGUCCAGCUGUUUUCUCAGGAGUGCAAGCCUCUGAUACUUUCGACAUUGCUCCUAAUUACUAUGGCAACCCUAAUUCUCCUGGUAAACCUGCAGUUGCUCCUAAUUACUAUGGCAACCCUAAUUCUCCUGGUAAACCUGCAGUUGCUCCUAAUUACUAUGGCAACCCUAAUUCUCCUGGUAAACCUGCAGUUGCUCCUAAUUACUAUGGCAACCCUAAUUCUCCUGGUAAACCUGCAGUUGCUCCUAAUUACUAUGGCAACCCUAAUUCUCCUGGUAAACCUGCAGUUGCUCCUAAUUACUAUGGCAACCCUAAUUCUCCUGGUAAACCUGCAGUUGCUCCUAAUUACUAUGGCAACCCUAAUUCUCCUGGUAAACCUGCAGUUGCUCCUAAUUACUAUGGCAACCCUAAUUCUCCUGGUAAACCUGCAGUUGCUCCUAAUUACUAUGGCAACCCUAAUUCUCCUGGUCAACCUACACUUGCUCCUAAUUACUAUAGCAACCCUAAAUCUCCUGGUCAACCUGCAGUUGCUCCUAAUUACUAUAGCAUCCCUAAAUCUCCUGGUCAACCUGCAGUUGCUCCUAAUUACUAUGGCAUCCCUAAAUCCACUGCUCAACCUACAGUUGCUCCUAAUUACUAUAGCAUCCCUAAAUCUCCUGGUCAACCUACAGUUGCUCCUAAUUACUAUAGCAUCCCUAAAUCUCCUGGUCAACCUGCAGUUGCUCCUAAUUACUAUAGCAACCCUAAAUCUCCUGGUCAACCUGCAGUUGCUCUUAAUUACUAUGGCAACCCUAGAUCUCCUGGUCAACCUGCAGUUACUCAUAAUUAUUACAGCAACCCUAAAUCUCCUGGUCAACCUGCAGUUGCUCCUAACUACUAUAACAACCCUAAAUCUCCUGGUCAACCUGCAGUUGCUCCUAAUUACUAUAGCAACCCUAGAUCUCCUGGUCAACCUGCAGUUGCUCCUAAUUACUAUAGCAACCCUAAAUCCACUGCUCAACCUACAGUUGCGCCUAAUUACUAUAACAAGCCUGCAGUAUUCCAAUUUCCUCCUGUUCCAAGCAAUGGUAUCCCCGGGCAAGUAACCCGAUCUGACGAAGCAACCUCCCCUGCACAGAGACCUUGUUCUAGUGUGCUCAGUUCUACGCCACUCUCAGUACCAAACAUCAGCAGCUCACCUAGUACGGAGAGUAGUCAAGUCUCCUCCAGAUUCAACACUGUUACCUGCAGGUUCCCUAGCCCGGCUGUCUCAACUGUACCAGAGGAGCCUUCCAGUCCUGGAAGUGGUCACCCUUCAGCGUUUCAGAGUGUCCAGGUGGAUCGAGCUCAUCACGGUAACCUUGGAAACUCUGAUGGUUUAAACGAUUCUAUGCAAAAUCUCAAUAUGGCCCCUUCCUUUCUUAACCACGAAGCUUAUUCUCCUCGACAAGAGAACCCUUGUACUGCCCCUCAUCUAACUGCUAAUAACUUCGGAUCAGAACCUAAUUACACUGCAUCUCCUCAACAGGCAAGAUGCCCUAACACAUGGUCUAAUAACCCACCGUGUACCAAACUCUCUUCACCCCACACCUAUGGUGGAAUUCCUGGAUGCACUGGCUGCCUCCUAGCAAGUCAACAGUUCCCACCACCCUCCACGAACGGUCCUAAUAUGAACGGUGAUUCUGCAGCUGCAGGAUAUCCUAUUCUCUGUAAAUCUGUCCCUCAGUGGCAAUCUGGGCCCGGUUUUAAAGCUCCUGGCUACCAUAUUGGUCAACAAAUAUCUCCAAAUGUUGGGUACAUUAAUCAGCCAUGGAGUGAUAGCCCAGGUAGAUUACAUUAUCUAAAUAGUCCCCAGAGCCCCUACAAUAAUAUCCCUGCACAGCAACUUGUACAACCUGGAGCGAGCAUGUCAGGUGGACUACAAAUACCUUUAAAUAGCUCCGAAACCACGACUACACCCAAAAAUGUGUACAGUAAUCCUCCGGAUAGGACAACUGCUGCUGCUCGAGAAUGGAGACAUCUGCCCUCUGAUUACCACAAUAUUCCCCAACACAUUUCUUACAUUAGACCUUCCCAUCAGAACUAUGUCACUCGUCUUGCUAAUUCUCCCUCUGCAGAUAAUCAAGGAAUCUUAAAUAAUACGGCACUAACCGUUCCACCUGCCUUAAGUAACCAGAACCUCUGCAACCAAGUCCCAGAAACGCACUCUUCAACACUCCCUGAUAACCAGGCUCCAGUACCGCAACCUCACGAGCAGUCUCCAGGUUCUAACAUCAACCUCCAGUCCUCACAACGUCCCUACUGCAACAUGUGCAGUCCACUACCUCAAACCAUCCCCCUUCGUAUCUACAACAAAAUACCAGAUCCUCACCUCACACUCACAGCACCAGUGGAGCCAGGACCUGGUUUAACUGAUAAACGCUGUGACUCCGCCACAACUCUUUGUCCUCUGGAGAAUAUCCUACCUGACAACUACAAAAGUUUCCCUCUUAAACAGAUUUUCAGACCUGACGGGAUUCUGAUAAGUGGUAUUUGGCAUGAAGUGCAGGGUUCCACUUUCAAACGUAGAAACAAUCCCAUGAAGUACACCGUCAAAGUUAACAGUGAAAGAGUCAAGAUUCCUGAGGAGAGUAUUGCCACAAUUUCUGAGAUCUGA
Messenger RNA from Bolinopsis microptera, 2784 nucleotides. RefSeq names its product mucin-2-like. The transcript is spliced from 5 exons. The record is from RefSeq and is a predicted model, not a curated record. NCBI's taxonomy places the organism in Eukaryota, Metazoa, Ctenophora, Tentaculata, Lobata, Bolinopsidae. Bases 1 to 2784 code for a protein of 927 amino acids.